AUGAGUUCCGAACUCUACCAGCUGACAGCCACAGAAGUGGCAAAGAGAAUCCAGCAAGGAGAAGUUACAGUAGAAGAAUACGCAAAGUCGCUGUUGAAGCGCAUCGAGGCACGGGACAAGGCCGUCAAAGCAUGGGCGUAUCUCAAUCCCGAGUACGUGAUUGAGCAGGCAAAAGCACUAGAUGCUGUCCCAAAAGCUGAGCGCGGCCCGUUGCACGGCGUUGCAAUUGCUGUAAAGGAUGUGAUUUACACAAAAGAUAUGCCGACACAAUUCAAUUCACCAAUUUACACCAACGAUGCACCAAAAGUAGAUGCCGGAUCCAUUGCUAUACUGCGCAAAUCCGGUGCGCUUAUAUUCGGAAAGACGACAACGACUGAAUUUGCUGCAACAACCAUAGGCCCCAAGACGUGCAACCCGCACGACUCGAAUCGCACGCCUGGUGGCUCUUCAUCAGGGUCUGGGGCUGCGGUGGGCGACUUCCAAGCACCUAUCGGUUUAGGUACACAAACGGGCGGCAGCACUAUCCGGCCCGGUUCGUACAAUGGAAUCUAUGCUCUGAAGCCUACGUGGAAUUCAAUCACGCGCGAAGGACAGAAGAUUUACUCGCUAAUACUCGACACACUUGGCCUCUAUGCUCGUAGUGUAGCGGACCUAGAGCUGCUCGCUGAUACUUUUGCUAUCCACGAUGACGCCCCAGUCCCAUCGGAUUUCACUGUCAAAGGAGCAAAGUUUGCGAUUCUCAAAACCAUGGUUUGGCCACAAGUAGGACCGGGUACUGUUGCUGCGCUCGACAAAGCCGUUUCUCUACUACGCGCGCAUGGAGCUGAAGUAGAGGAUAUUACACUGCCGGAGCACCUCAAUGAUCUCCCAUCAUGGCAUGCGACAGUGCUGAACUCGGAUGGCCGGACAGCGUUUUUGCCUGAAUACACAGUGGCCAAGGACAAGAUUUCAGAGCAGUUAGUAGGACAUGUAGAGAACAGCGGAAAGAUUUCGCGCAAGGAACAACUGGAAGCGUUUGAUAAGAUAGCAGCAGCAAGGCCGGUGGUAGAUGAGCUGCUUGAGAAGUAUGCCGCGGUGCUGACGCCAAGUGUGCCUGAUGAAGCGCCACUGGGUAUCGAGAAGACUGGCAGCGCGGCAUUUUGUUUGAUAUGGACGGCGCUGCAUACACCGGUGGUCAACGUGCCGGGCUUCAAGGGGCAGAAUGGCAUGCCGAUUGGCAUCUCGCUCGUGGCACCGCGAUACCAUGACAGACGGUUACUGGCAGUGAGCAAGGAAGUUGGAAAGAUAUUUGAGACCGAGGGUGGAUGGCAACGGUCGGUGUAGGUAGUUGGCUGAAUUAGUGUAUAUAGAUGG
Messenger RNA from Bipolaris sorokiniana ND90Pr, 1353 nucleotides. RefSeq lists its product as uncharacterized. The record is from RefSeq and is a predicted model, not a curated record. The transcript is spliced from 3 exons. Bases 1 to 1323 code for a protein of 440 amino acids. Lineage: Eukaryota; Fungi; Ascomycota; Dothideomycetes; Pleosporales; Pleosporaceae.